Molecule: messenger RNA, 423 nt
Organism: Colletotrichum spaethianum
Lineage: Eukaryota; Fungi; Ascomycota; Sordariomycetes; Glomerellales; Glomerellaceae
Exons: 3
Coding region: 1-423 (140 amino acids)
Source: RefSeq, a predicted model, not a curated record
AUGGAGGUGACCACUAACCCUGAGGAGGUUGACCACCUGGCAGGCAUUAGCGAGAAGACAUAUGCCGCACACUCCGGACAAGCCGUUGGACGACAGCGAGUCACCGGCCUCGAGGCUUGUAUUCCCAUGAUUCUCAACCACUCCUCGGUCGUCAACUUCGGCGUGAUCAUCCUAGCCUCGUGGGAGUCCUUCGCCGUCACAUUCCAAUUCGCCUUGGCGAACGGCGGCCCAGCUUCCAUGUUCUAUGGCUCCAUCCUGGCGAGCUUAGGAGCCUGUGCUGUCGGGUUCUCGCUGGCUGAGCUGGCAUCGAUCGAUCCGACUGUUGGCGCGCAAUACCGCUGGACUGCGAACCUCGCUCCCGGUGCUAACCGGUUCUGGGGCCUGCUUCAAGGUAUUGCAUCAUUCGGGCCAAAGUCGCCCUGA